AUGUCUGAGCAAUUGGCGGCCGGGCAUUCGACGCCGUCGUCGUCUUCCAAGUACGACUUGCAGCGUACAUUUGUUAUAUGCGGCAACGGCGCUAGGCUCCCCGUCGACGAAUACUUUGCAUCAAGGAUGGAGAAGAUCAGGAAGCUGCAGCUGAUUCUCAUUAAUAGGUAUGACCCUCACGACAUGGAUGACGCCGCUAUUGACUUCGAGGUCGAGUAUGAUCCGGGCCCGAAGGAUAGCGAAGGGGAGCCAGCGUCGGAUCGGGAUCCUCAGGACACAAAGGAACUGGUUGAGUGGGUAAGACAUUUGUAUCGCAAGUUUGGCUGGCCAGGAAGUGGUUAUAAGAAGGAGGAAUGUAUGCAGGCUAUUGACGACUUUACUUCGCGGUUUCCCAUGUGGCGAAAGUGCAUGCUGGAGGCCGAUGGUUGUAUUAACUGUCGCAAGUACGAGUAG
This is a messenger RNA of Clonostachys rhizophaga, 453 nucleotides long. Lineage: Eukaryota; Fungi; Ascomycota; Sordariomycetes; Hypocreales; Bionectriaceae. The record is from the annotation of a GenBank genome assembly.